GCGCCGCUGUAGCCACGCCCUCUCCCCCCUCUUCAGCCAAUGAGAGCGCCCGCAUCCUACCAUAUGACACCCCUGCUAUAUCAUUCUUUUAUCUUAAAUAUUCAUAUUCUCCCUGCAAACCACUCAUCUUUUAUAUGACGAUAAUUCUGGAAGCAUAUUCAGAAGUAUUUACUGUCUGAACGUGUCUGUCACCCAUGUGCAUUAAAGUGCAAGAGCUUUGUUUCCCCUGAUAAAAUGCAAUAACUUCCACACGGUGAAAUAUCAUCUGGUAUCCAGUAAUAUGUAUUGACACUUGGGUGCCGUUUUCCCUUACAUGCUGGCUGAACGAUGACUGCAAUGCAUCAUUCGUUCCGAUCCCUUCACACCAAGCAGCUUCAGUUUGCGCACUCCAAAGUUAAAUGGUUAAAUAAUUCUACGAAAUCUUCCUCGCAUGGAGAAAAAGUUGCAGCCAUUUAUUAAUAAAGUUGCUAAAUUGCUGAGCCUAAUCAAGAGAGAUCAAUGCAUUUUAACUGACGUGGCAAAGCAUCAUAAUGUGGGCGUGGCUUAGGACUGUCAACAUCCUGGUGACAUAACUAGUUUCUCCAAAAUGGCGACGGUGGACCACAGAGAGGCAGGUCAGGAUGAGCCAGAGAGUGACGAUGAGGUUUAUGAAGUUGUGGACCUGACAGAAUAUGCCCGGAGGCACCAGUGGUGGAGCAGGGUGUUUGGGAACAAUUCAGGCCCGAUUGCUGAGAAAUAUUCUGUGGCCACGCAGCUUAUGAUGGGAGGAGUGACUGGAUGGUGUGCUGGUUACCUGUUCCAGAGAGUUGGGAAGAUAGCUGCAACUGCUGUUGGUGGAGGGUUCCUUCUUUUACAGAUUGCCAAUCACAGUGGUUACGUGCAGGUGGACUGGAAGAAGGUGGAGAAAGAUGUGAACAAAGCAAAGAAACACUUGAAGAAGAAAGCAAACAAAGCAGCUCCUGAAAUAAACACAUUCAUUGAGGAGGUAAAGGCCACAGACUUUAUAAAGAGGAACAUUGUUCUGUCCAGCGGGUUCGUUGGUGGAUUCUUUCUGGGUUUGGCCUCUUAAAGCUGCUGCACACGCUGCAGUCUCCACUUACUGUGAAUCUCAUCACUACAUAGGUCACUUUCCUCUCCAUUGUUUACCUCUCUGCCCCAUGUGUGCAUUGAUUUAUCUUUUAAUGAACUGAACAGGGGGCUUAUGUUGAACAUUGAAGCAUGAUCUGUUGUGACAGUAGUAUUAACCGUGUUCUACUUUUAAACCAAUCCUAGCUAAUUAUUUCCUUUAGGGGGAUGGAGGUUAAGAGCACAUUCUGAAGUGUGUAUGAGGAAGUCAGUGGAGAACUGUGGUUCUUGGAUUGUACUGUGAAGGCUGUCUUUUGUGGGACCCAUCAUGAUCUUUACCAGAAUGCUAAAUAUGUCAAGCUGCCACAGACUAGCACAAAUAUGUGUGGACUGUCCAUCCCCUUGUGUAUUUGCUCAGUGGAUGCUGAUCUCAUAUUUUUCCAUGUUGGCACGUGUGGGCGCCAUUGUAAACAUAUAGCCAGCCCCUUUUCAGAGCCGUAAAUACCCACACAAGAGUAAAUAUUAUAUAAACAACAUGGAAGGCAGCAGAGUGGGAAGUUAACACCACCCCCCAGUCUAGUGCUUAGAGGUAUUUUUUUAUGUAACUGUGAAGUUUGGCGAGUUUAUGUGCCAUUUAAGCAUGUAAGCAAACACAGUCCUGUUUUUAAAGUUUGUCACAGUGACAGGGGGUUGAAACAAAAGGGUAUUUUUGCAGGCAGGAGUUCUUAUUGAUAUACAACACAUAUCAUAAACAUAUAAUACAACUAAAUGUUAAAUCUGUUAAUAUUCUGUACUUUAAAUUGCCUACAAAGAGUAUUAAAUACAGAUUCUAUAUUCCCACAAUCCUCAGCUUCACAAUGCCCUUUAAUGACAGGAUGAGCAUCUGCUGUACACUAAUUACUACCAUCACAAGCUAGACACCAAAAGAGACACCAGUCCUGUCAUUAAAGAGCACAAUGGAGCAGCGAUUGUGACUCCUACGCCCUCGCUAUUGUCAUUGUGCAUUUAGUGGUGUCGGUGUAGCAGUAACACAACAGCAAUGCUGCCGAGUUGUGCUUUAUCACAUUAAUUCAGUUCAGUGCAGACAGGACAUCCACACAUAGACACCAGUUAAAUUGAUCACAAGUUGCUUAUUUUGUUUUUUGCCUUUUUCUUCCAGUGCAAUAUACAGUAAUGUGUCAUAUGUGAGUUUUGUUUGAAGAGCUUGUUGUGUCUCCAACUGGCAUUUUGAAUGCUCAUACUCCCUCAUUGUUUCUAUUUAAUGUUAUUUUUUAUAAUGUUAUUUGAGCUGUGUGAAUUUUGUUGGGUGUCUCUUUUGAAAUAAAGUUGCCUGAUUUUCUUUUGAGUAAUAAUAAUAUGAACUGAAGUCUGAAUAUGUUGGUCUGGAGUUGUCAGAAUCCAAGAAUGAUUUGAGAUUUUCGGGAGAAUGAGGGACUAAAAAAGGUUGGAAGUCGUAUGUUGCUUCAAGUUGUAACUGGGGAGGGAUGUUGCACCAUUUUGCCAGUUCAACUGCAACUGAAUUUAUUAACAGGCUUGUUGAAUUUGUAGGUGUAAAAAGGGAGAAAUUCAUGUAGAGCUGGAGCAAAUACAACAGUAAUAAUAAUAAUACAAAAGUAAGUCUUCUGGGCACAUGACUCAUGUUUUAAGACAGACGUGAAAAACUGUGAAUCUAUCCCGAACCAAUAUAGUCAGACUAUUAAACACAAGUCUGUGU
Toxotes jaculatrix (banded archerfish) is the source of this 2779-nucleotide messenger RNA. Its product is annotated as FUN14 domain-containing protein 1. Gene Ontology annotation, biological process: autophagy of mitochondrion. Lineage: Eukaryota; Metazoa; Chordata; Actinopteri; Toxotidae. Gene Ontology annotation, cellular component: mitochondrial outer membrane. Bases 587 to 1069 code for a protein of 160 amino acids. The record is from RefSeq and is a predicted model, not a curated record. The transcript has 5 exons.